Messenger RNA from Condylura cristata (star-nosed mole), 3797 nucleotides. RefSeq names its product purinergic receptor P2X, ligand gated ion channel, 7 (gene P2RX7). Gene Ontology annotation, cellular component: plasma membrane; nuclear inner membrane. Gene Ontology annotation, biological process: monoatomic cation transmembrane transport; response to ATP. The record is from RefSeq and is a predicted model, not a curated record. Lineage: Eukaryota; Metazoa; Chordata; Mammalia; Eulipotyphla; Talpidae. Gene Ontology annotation, molecular function: purinergic nucleotide receptor activity; ATP binding; extracellularly ATP-gated monoatomic cation channel activity. Bases 39 to 1793 code for a protein of 584 amino acids. The transcript has 13 exons.
UGGGGGUCUGCCCCGGCCCCCACGAGGGAGCUGUGACCAUGGCAGCCUGCGGCUGCAGUGAUGUUUUCCAGUAUGAAACAGACAAAGUCAUCCGAAUCCAGAGCAUGAACUACGGCACCGUCAAGUGGUUCCUCCACAUGCUUGUCUUCUCCUACGUGAGCUUUGCACUGGUGAAGGACAAGCGGUACCAAGAGAAGGAGCCAGUCAUCAGCUCCGUGCACACCAAGGUGAAAGGGCUGGCAGAGGUGAAGGAACAAGCGGACAGCCGGAUCUUCGACACCGUGGACUACACCUUCCCCAUGCAGGGGAACUCCUUCUUCGUGAUGACAAACUUUCUCAAGACUGAAGACCAAAAGCAGAAGGUGUGCGCUGAGUACCCCACCAGGGCGACCAUCUGUUCCUCUGACGAGAAUUGUGCAAAGGGGUGGAUGAGCCCGCAGAGCAAAGGCAUCCAGACGGGGAAAUGCGUGAAGUAUAAUCAUUCCCUGAAGACCUGUGAGAUCAAGGCCUGGUGUCCCAUCGAGGCCCAGGAAGCCGCCCCUCGGCCCGCACUCUUGAGCAGAGCUGAAAACUUCACUGUGUUCAUCAAAAACAACAUCCACUUUCCUGGCCACAACUAUACCACGAGAAACAUCUUCCCAGGGCUAAACACCACGUGCACUUUUCACAAGACCAAGAACCCACUGUGUCCCGUUUUCCGACUGGGAGACAUCUUCCAGGAAACAGGCGACAACUUUUCGGAGGUGGCCAUUCAGGGAGGAAUCAUGGGCAUCGAGAUCUCCUGGGACUGCAACCUGGACAGCUGGUUCCAUCACUGCCGGCCGCAAUACAGCUUCCGCCGCCUCGACAACAAGAGCAGCGAGUCCUUGUACCCGGGCUACAACUUCAGAUACGCCAAGUACUACAAGACAGACAAUAAUGAAACACGCACUCUGCUGAAGGUCUUCGGGAUCCGUUUUGACAUCUUGGUUUUUGGCACCGGAGGAAAAUUUAACAUCAUCCAGCUGGUUGUGUACAUCGGCUCAACCCUCUCCUACUUUGGCUUGGCCACAUUCUUCAUUGAUUUCCUCAUCAACACUUACUCAAACGGGUGGUGCAGAACACAAGUGUACCCCCUGUGCAAGUGCUGCAAGCCCUGCAACGUCAACGAGUACUACUAUGACAGGAAGUGCGAGACCAUCGUGGAGCCAAAGCCGACAUUAAAAUAUGUGUCCUUUGUGGAUGAGGCCCAUAUCUGGAUGGUGGACAAGCAGCUACUUGGGAAACAUCUGCAAGAUGCCAAAGGGAAAAAAGUUUCUAGACCCCUGACGGAAUUCAAAUACUUGUCCAGCCUGGCUCAUUCGGUCCACACCCUGAGCCCCCCGCCCGGACAGCCAGAGGAGAUAGAGCUGCUCAGUGAGGUGACCGCCACCUCCACGGGCAGCCCUGACUGGUGCCAGUGCGGGAACUGCCUCCCCUCCCGGCUUGGCAAGGACCGGAGGUGCCUGGAGGAGCUGUGCUGCCGCAAAGGGCCGGGACCCUGCAUCACCACCUCAGAGCUGUUCCGGAAGCUAGUCCUGGACAGAGACACCCUGCGCUUCCUCCUGCUCUACCAGGAGCCCCUGCUGGCGCUGGACGCUGGCGACACCAACAGGCAGCUGCGGCACUGCGCCUACAGGAGCUACGCCAUCUGGCGCUUUGGCUCCUGGGACCUGGCCAACUUUGCCAUCCUGCCCAGCUGCUGCCGCUGGAGGAUCCGGAGGGAGUUCCCCAAGAGCAACAGCGAGUACAGCGGCUUCCAGAGCCCCUACUGACGGGGCUGGGCGUCGUCGCAGCACCACCUCUGCUUGUGCCUUGAGCUUCACCUGCAAAGAUCUGCGGCCAAAUUUUCUGCCAAAGGGAAAAGUGCUCUCCCCUCCCGGAGCUCUGGAUGUGUUGGAGGGCAGAGGGCCUGAGUGAAACACCAAAUUAGAAGCCUCAUGUGGAUGGAGAGCAAGAGGCUCACAUUUAUGUCUCAGCUGAGAAUUAUUUCAGUUGCGCCAGAUUCGUGUCCCAGUGCUGGGAGGCUGGGUGGCGACCUGCCCUCAUUAUGAACUUUCUUGUCAACGCACAGAGAGCUGCAUGGUGCAAAGCCCCCCACUAUACGGUCAGACCAGGCUAAGACCCACUGUGAACAGACCCUCUGGGCGCUGGCUGGACAACACAGAGGGUUGAAAGUAGCCGCAGAUUCUCUGCCGCUCGUCCCUCACUCAGGACUUGAGGCUCGUCUCCUCCUGCUGCAUCUGGGCGGCUCUGAUCUCUCUCUCCAGACUGGACGUGGUGUUGGGUCUUGGCCUCAGGAUCUGGCCGCUUCCACUUCCUGCUCGUGGGCCCCUUGCUGGGAAGGAAGCCAGUGUCAUGGCAAGACCCCACUGGGGCGCUGACGCCUGACCCACCCCAGCUUUCAAAAGCCACCCUUGCCGACAUCAGACGAGGGCGAGAAGAGGCCUUCAGGGGACUGCCGAGACACCCCAAGUGGGAGCUGCCCACUGAACCCACAGAAUGAAGUCAUUGUUGUAAGCCACUAAGUUUUGGGCUGUCACCCAGUCAUAGAGAACUGGCAGAGAACAGCCUUGACCUCUGGCCACCGACUCAGCCCACACCUUCCCCAUUUCUGUGGUUCUAGGGACGCUGCCAUCCCCGGAGUCCCUCAGGUGCUCAAGUUUUUACUCAGUAUUUCCAGGACCAAACCUGGUAACUCCAGCAGCCCAGCCCUGGAGCCCUCAAAUCCAACCGGUGGGCCACCCUACACGUUCCGCUCUGCGUCUGUGCUGGGAAGUAAUGGCUGCUGAUGCCCAGAAAAGGCCGUUUCUAGGGCCUUGACAGCCUGCACCUGGCACACAGCCCACAGGCUCCCUGGAACAGGUACGCAAGCUGUUACCACUUCUAUCCAUCACCAGCAAGAAUAUGGAACUGGCCAUGGCUGGCCAUGGCUCCUCACGCAGGUUUCCCGGUCACGGUUCUGACACUAGACUAGCCCGUUCCAGCAGCAGCUAUUUUAAGCUGGAGACCACUCUCCGACACUGCGAUGAUGGCAGGCCUGUGAUCUUUUUGGAGAUGCCCUAAUUUUUACCAUCUUGACACUUAAUGAAACCCUCCACCUCCCACUGUAUUAACAAUGUUAAAAAACAACAAGAUCUUCUCCUUGACCUAGAACUCUGUUUGGCUUUAAACUCAGGAAUCAAAUUAAUGAGGCCAGAUUGGACUUUUAUUUUUACUACCUUUCAGAGAUAUUUUUGAAAAGUGAAUUAUACACGACUUCUUGAGAACUCACAUUUUUACUCCAAGAAUUCCCUGUAAUUAGUACAGAUUUCCACCUCUGAUGUCUUCUUAGCCUUUCUAUCUCCGUUUCUUUUUUUAAUUUGGUGCCUUAUUCCCAGCUUGUUUCUAUCACCUUGGGGAGACCCCAGAUGGAAUCAGGAUCUAGAACAACAAUAACACUGGCUCCACCUACUGCUCUCCUCCACCUUCCCGGAGGAGGCCGGGUGGGAGGGUGAUGUCUGACACCCUACACCAGCGCUUCCUGGUUGUAUUCUUAUUUUUAGCCUACUGCUUGAAAUGUCAUUGCCAAAGGCGUCGCAAGGAGACCCCAUUUUAUGGGAAAGGUUUGUUCUGCCCUGGCACUUGGAGUGCUUCUGCUGCUUCUCUAAGUCAGCGAUCUGCUUUGCUGUUGUAACAGUGGCUAUUCAUGUAGCUGUGCUCUGGGCUCGCACAUCUCCAUUUUAUAAGCCCUUCCUAGCUCUAGCUUGUUCACUAGACUGUUUUGCUUAUUAAAAAGU